UUUCCACGAAGUCUUUUCUUUUUACGUUUAGUUUCGUUUACUUUAAUUUGUAUACAAAGUAGGCCAACUUAAUUCUGGUGCCAAUGGAAGAAAAUAAUGGACAGGAUCAGUUCCAUGAAGCUUCAAAGGCUAAGUACGAUUGUCUUUUGUUUGAUCUUGAUGACACCCUUUAUCCUUUUAGUUCUGGUAUGACAGUCCAGAUCGGAGAAAAAGUUAUAGAGUAUGUGGUACAAAAGAUUGGUAUAGAAGAUGUGGCUAAGGUCCGUGAAUUGUGCCUUGCGUUAUAUAAGACUUAUGGAACAGUAUUGGCUGGUUUCAAGGCAUUUGGACAUGAUUUUGACAAUGAAGAGUUUAAUAGUUUUGUACAUGAGGCAUUGCCAUAUGAUGAUGUACUGAAACCAGACCCUAUUCUAAAGGACAUUUUACAAAACCUGCCUCUCAGAAAGAUUAUUUUUACAAAUGCAGACAAUGCUCAUGCCGUUAGAGUGCUUAAAAGGCUUGGACUAGAGGACUGCUUUGAGAGAAUCAUAGACUUUGACACUUUGAAUUCCUCUAAUAAUAACAUAAUGGAUCCUGCUCAUGAUUACCAACAUGGCAUUGAUGGUGAAUCAAAGCCAGUUAGUGCAAGAAUAUGUGAGAUUUAUGAGUAUAUGAAAAACCCUCCUGAUUCUUCUUAUAUAGACACGGUGCUUCCUAGGACCCCGGUUGUCUGCAAGCCCUUUGAAUAUGCAUUUCAAAAGCUUUUCAAGAUUGCUAAUAUUGACCCCCAAAGAACACUGUUCUUUGAUGAUAGUAUCCGCAACUUACUGAUGGCCAAAAGCUUUGGCAUUCACACUGUCGCAGUGGGUACUUGCAUUGAAACUGCAGGAGUAGAUCAUUCAUUGAAGAGCAUCCAUGAUAUCAGGAACGCAUUUCCAGAGCUCUGGAAACAACGCCCAUGAAACCUCGUCUUUGGAAUGAUUUUACAUGCAAAUUAAACGUAAUAUCUCAUCAAA
Messenger RNA from Arachis stenosperma, 995 nucleotides. RefSeq lists its product as uncharacterized. NCBI's taxonomy places the organism in Eukaryota, Viridiplantae, Streptophyta, Magnoliopsida, Fabales, Fabaceae. The transcript is spliced from 8 exons. The coding region runs from base 84 to 941 and encodes 285 amino acids. The record is from RefSeq and is a predicted model, not a curated record.